This is a messenger RNA of Penicillium cosmopolitanum, 1956 nucleotides long. RefSeq lists its product as uncharacterized. The transcript has 6 exons. The record is from RefSeq and is a predicted model, not a curated record. NCBI's taxonomy places the organism in Eukaryota, Fungi, Ascomycota, Eurotiomycetes, Eurotiales, Aspergillaceae. The coding region runs from base 1 to 1956 and encodes 651 amino acids.
AUGUGUAGGUCGCUCGAAGCACCCUCUGCCCCAGAGAGUGUGGGUGCGGCGGAUGCAUUGGAGACCCCCUCUUUGGCCAUCGGAGAUCCUCAUCACUUACACGAGGCCGAUAAGAACGGCGACGGCGACGACGUGAUCGCAGCGAACACUCCUAUCGGUCACGGUCCGGGACUGAAGAUCCAAACCGCGCAAACGUAUCAGCCCAACCAUUUCAGAUCAGACGAGGACGAACCACCGCAGUCGGUGAUACAUGCGCCACCUGGAUUUGGAGAAUUUACAGGUACAGUGCAUACAUCGGACGAGGAUGGUUGCGACGAUGAAGAAUCAUCUUCGUCUUCGAUCUCAGAUCACGCCGAACCUCUGUAUAUUCCGAAGAGCACCAGUGGGAUUGGCAAUAGUCCUGUCUCGCCGCCUCCAUUGACCACCACCAUCGCACCUGUAUUGGCUGAUAGGGCAACUCCUCGUGCCCAGACACGAAACGAUGACUUCGACGAAAUCGGACGACGCACCCAUUCAAGCAGUUUAGAAGACAUACCUGAAGGUAAAUUUUUGGAUCACAGCAUACUCCCAUCCUAUACAGUACUCGCACGGGCCAAAGCCAAAUCGAGCAUCUAUAUCUCCAUCUGUAUCUCCAUCUGCAUCUCCCAUACUUAUAUUAUCCUAGGAACUUUUGGUAAUAAAGAAACUGAAAUCAACGUUCUACGAGCGGCUCUAACCGAAUGCUGGACAUUAUGCAACACGCUCGCGAACUUGAGUUAUAUUAAUCGACAACGGUUGUUUGAAUCCUAUCAAGAUAACAUGCAGGAAGACGCUUGGAGAUCUUGCUGGAGACUGUGCCAAAAGCUUUAUGAUACUCAUGACGACGACUAUGCAUCGCAAGUUAAUCCAACCCUUGAUCUCUGCCGAGACUUCUGCCAAGCGCUGUUUGAAGUUCGAGUUUCCGAGAAUGAUCUGGCCGAUUCGGUCUUGCGAGUCAGCUUUGAGCUGAAUAAUCAUCUUUAUAAUACACACGACCGCAACCUUCCUGAUGCCUUCCGGGAACGAACGCUUGAUUUCUAUAUCACACUGUGCCACCGACUCAUGAAGCAACGAACUCGCUUGACGGAGACAGACUCUCUCCUGAGCGCUUGUUGGACAUUGGCUGAAAUGCUGUUCAGCAUCCGCCAGAGUAAACGAGAAGGGAAAACGUUGGACGAGGAUCUGCUCGGCUCCGCCGUUCAAGCAUGUUGGGAGCUCUGUGAUAUCUUCCGUGAGGGGUGGACUAUGCACAGUAUGCGCAAUUCAGACCGCGGCACGCCACGCCCUAGCCAAACUACAUUUGCGCAGGUUUUUCAGCAAGUAGCGCAGCAGUCCGAGGUCGAUCUUAUGGAUGAUGUAUCCGUUCAAAUGGGAAAUCCGGAAACACCCACAACUAUCUUCGAAGAUACAGCUACUGUUUCGCCCGAUGAAGCCACGAUUCCAAACAUACUUGUUCUAGGCCAUGGAAAUGGCCACGCUUCUCAUUCGGGUUGGCCCUCCAGUGCGUCGAGUAUCUCAGAGAAGUCUCGAUCAUCUGGGCAAACGGCUUCCUCGGCAAACACGGUGACCACAAUCUCGGAGGAUCCUAAUUUUACCAGGCUCAAGGUUCUCAUCACCAAGGCCGCUAUAAAUAGUGGUUAUCAACAAGGCGGUGCUCAGAAUAUGUCGUCCUUUGUCAAAUCUUUGUCCUCGGACUCUUUUGGUUCGGCGCCCUGGCAGACGUCGCUGCUGAAGAAUUACCGAAAGCUGGUGGCUUAUGAUCCUGCUUUCAGAAAUAGUGGCUUACAGGCCCGUGUCAGUGCCAUUGAGGUGGGCCGGGCAUGUCAGGCAAUGCUUCAGAAUGGGCAGUACUCUUGGCUGCGGGAUCUAUAUCGGCUGGUCUUUGGGUUUCACAUAGAGGAGGCAAUGACCAGGAAAGGGGUGACUAUUCAGACAUAA